Molecule: messenger RNA, 1659 nt
Organism: Meleagris gallopavo (turkey)
Lineage: Eukaryota; Metazoa; Chordata; Aves; Galliformes; Phasianidae
Gene: ZNF706
Product: zinc finger protein 706
Source: RefSeq, a predicted model, not a curated record
AUAUGGCUCGUGGACAGCAGAAGAUUCAGUCGCAGCAGAAAAAUGCCAAAAAGCAAGCUGAGCAAAAAAAGAAGCAAGGGCAUGAUCAGAAGGCUGCAGCCAAGGCUGCCUUGAUAUAUACCUGCACUGUCUGUAGGACACAAAUGCCGGAUCCCAAGACCUUCAAACAGCACUUUGAAAGCAAACAUCCUAAGACUCCACUUCCUCCAGAACUGGCUGAUGUUCAGGCAUAAAGAUAUCUACAGGUCAUUACUUUUAUCAGAUAAUCAUUUAAAAAUUAAGGUGAAAUCAUGGCACCUAUUGACUCUUCUACUGUCAGACCUUACAUAACAAACCUGCAGCUGCUUUUCUAAAACUGUUGAUCAGCAAAAAUGAAGGGGCUACAGAAACAUUCAUAUUUUUAUGCUGUUCCCUCUUGGGCUUCAUGCAAAGACAAUUGUGGAAAUGUACAGUUGUGCCCUCUUUGGAAAUCCUGAAAAAUCAGUCCAUACUUGUUAUAAAAACAAAAAUUUUUUACAAUUGUAAUUAUAUUGAUGUUCAUAUUGUGUAAAAUAACUCAUUUAAUAAAGUAGUACUUUGAUUUUACAAUAUCACAGAUUAAAUGCUUGUAGAAGUUCUGUUUUAACUUUCUGCAUUAUCUGCCUUAUAAAACAAUAAAAGACAAAGUGGAAUCUUCCCCAUCCUGCUAAAACACGAGCAGUAUCAUUCCACUGAAAGUAAUGUACAUUACAGUAAAUUAAUUUUAACGUGAGAGGGAAGCUGCUCAGAUUGACGGUUCGGUUUGGUGCCUGCUUGGGCUCAGUCACUAAUGUUCAAGUUACUGACUCAAGAGGCACAGCAAGCUCCCGAGAGGCUGCAAUAGUAUUGUGAGACUUUGUUCUACGGUUUUGUCCUGUGUAUUGGAGUCUAUUUCUACAAGCCAUUUCAAAAUGGGAUUCCUGUACUGUGAGGGCUUGAGCUAGUUCCUUGGAGUCUUGCACUGGAGAGACUCUGGUGAUCCUUAAUAGUUGGUAGUUGGCUGAGGAAGCUGGGAGGUGGUAAAGUUUAAUGCUUUUCCGUAUGCUGGCUUAAAAGAUGCUCGCAAAUAUUAGUUUAAAAACAAUUCUACUCUUAGUUGAAAAUUUAAUUUGAGAAGAUUUCUGAAGUUACUCGAGCAGUCAGCCACAAGUGUUCACUCUCAAAUGCAUCUGGUUAUUUUAGUAGAGGCUCUUGAAGAAAUACGCAAAAUAGCCAGCCAUUAAUAACCUUUCCUUGCAACGAGCCUAAAAUAAGCCUGUUAGAAAAGAGCCAAAAUAACUGAAAUGAUAUGACUAUCUUAAGAAAUUGCAUGUGAUUAAAGUUGCAUUGACAAGAAAAAGCUGGAUAAUAACUCUCCGGCCAAGAGCAUUUGAGAAGCUAAACAUAAUUAGCCUUUAAGUGUUCUGGGCUCAGUUCUAAUCCCAGAUGUACGGUGCAGAAGUAGUGGAAAAACAUCUGAUUUGUUCUGGAGGAUCUGCUAUACAAAAAAACAACCUAUCUUUGGCAUUUGGAGGGGCUUAUUCAAGAGCUUUCAUUUAGAACUCACAGUAAGAAGCACCACUAGAAUUGCUGUGAUUUAUUGCGGUUACAAGAGACGUAAGAAUUCUGGCAGUCCAAGUAACCCUUACUACACAGCAGGAC